UCAAAGUAAAUUGCUUGAGUGCUACCUUUAAAAUGUGAAGGACGAGGAGAAAGAGGACCUACUAGACGUUCUCCUCAGGAUACACAAGGAAGGUAGCCACGACGUGCCUUUUACCAUGGGAUCCAUCAAAUCUCUUAUCGUCGACCUGUUUAGUGCUGGGAGCGAGACAUCCGCGACAACGCUCCAAUGGGCCAUGUCGGAGCUCAUGAGGAACCCCAACGUGAUGAGGAAAGCACAAGCCGAAGUACGAGAAAAUAUCAAAGGUAAGCCAAACGUCACCGAGGAUGACUUGGCAGACCUCAAGUACUUGAGACUCGUCAUCAAGGAGACACUUAGGUUGCAUCCGUCUGUGCCCUUGCUUCUCCCGCGCGAGUCCACCGAGACAUCCAAAGUCCUAGGGUAUGAUGUUCCCAAAGGAACCACUGUAUUCGUGAACACAUGGGCAAUCUGUAGAGACCCCAAGUAUUGGGACGCCGCCGAGGAGUUCAAGCCAGAGCGGUUUGAGUCCGGCUCCGUCGAUUUCAAGGGAACCAACUUCGAGUACACACCUUUCGGGGCAGGCCGAAGGAUAUGUCCUGGAAUGUUAUUUGCCCGAUCUAUCAUGGAGCUCGCCCUCGCGGCUCUUCUCUACCACUUCGACUGGGAGCUUCCCCAUGGGGUUAAGCCAGAAGAGCUUGACAUGACAGAGCAAAUGGGCCUCGCCGUCGGUCGGAAGAAUGACCUAUAUCUGUUUGCCAAGACCAAGGUUCCACUUGAUGGCGCAAUUUAGCGACUUCAAACAUCACUCAAUGGUUCUGACCAAGGUCGGAAGAUGGGCCAGAUCAAAGGGGUCACAGUUGUGCAUAUAUAUGGCAGUUAUAAAACUCAAUGAUACAUUUGUCAUUGGAAAUAACUAGUUCUAGUUUCUUAAAGGCUAAUUUUAUUUGUUUAUUUAAAGACUACUUUAGUUUGGCAACAAUUUGUGGAUUUGUAUCAACUUAUAUAACUCAAUAAAAUACUACUAUUUUAUUUUCAUGUGCCA
Lolium perenne is the source of this 1021-nucleotide messenger RNA. RefSeq names its product ent-isokaurene C2/C3-hydroxylase-like. NCBI's taxonomy places the organism in Eukaryota, Viridiplantae, Streptophyta, Magnoliopsida, Poales, Poaceae. The record is from RefSeq and is a predicted model, not a curated record. Gene Ontology annotation, molecular function: iron ion binding; monooxygenase activity; heme binding.